CUCAUCACCAACCUCGACCUUGGAUGCACGAGAAGAGGAAGAAGUAGACAUCAUGUGUCGGGAUAUCGCCUGUGUCCUCUGUGCUGCUGCAAGUCCGGUCCUGGACAUUCUCCCGACGCCUCUGGCCAACAUGGAGAAGAUAAAGAAACCCGAGAGACUAACUAAAACCAACGGGUGUCCGCCCUUGGAGCGUGAAGGAUGCAGUGAUAGUUCGCGAUCAGGUGCCAGCUUCCACCACGCGCUCGCCGGCGCUUGUGAACGAGUCGCUUUUCCUGCCAGUCCACCACCUGCCGAGUUCUGUUCUUCAACCACUGGUGCAUAAUGGAGAGCUUGCAUUCUCCUCAAGUUGGCAGACGUAUCAAUUAUGCCGGAUACUUGGGCACGAUCAGAUAUGUAGGACCUGUUGACGGCACGCAAGGCGUAUGGCUAGGCGUAGAAUGGGACGAUGCUCACCGCGGAAAGCACGAUGGAUUAAAGAAUGGCAAAAGAUACUUUACAUGUCUUGUACCGAAUGCAGGUAGCUUCAUCCGCACGACUGCACAGAUUUCAUACGGGACAUCCUUCUUAACGGCGUUGACGGAGAAGUAUAUUGAGAAUCCUCGCAACUCCUCCUCUGUAGAAAAGGUUAUCCUAGGUUCUUCCAACGGCGCUAUCGAAGUGGAGGCCGUCGGCCUGGAUAAGAUUCGUGCUAAACUAUCACGACUAGACACUCUUCGUGAAGCCAGUUUAGAUAGCAGGAACGUAGCAACUGCAGGUAGUUCCGGGGACAUCAGACGGACAUGUCCUGAUAUUCGUGGACUCGAUUUGUCAAAGAACCUCCUGCCAUCAUGGGAUGUCGUGGCGCUCAUUGCAACAGAGCUUGGUCAUCUCGAACGGUUAGCGUUAAACCAAAAUCGAAUGACACUUCCUAGGAGUGCUGCCAUCAUAGCCGAUGCUUUUCGCCAACUGAGGGAACUGCAGCUAAACGAUACCAUGACUACUUGGUACGAACUCCGAGUCGUCAUCAGGUACAUGCCCGAACUCCAACACGUCGAGGUGGGUUACAACCGCCUGCGAGCUCUGGAGAUUCCCAACCAACUAUCGAAAGAUCUAUUCGAGCAUCCAAACAUCCGUUCAAUAAAUUUUGAUAGCAAUGAGCUACACUGCUGGGCCGAGAUCUGCGAAGCUCUCCGACCGAUAACUGCACUUGACCGAUUGCUGCUUUCUUCAAAUCAAGUGGGAAGGAUCGAGCCGAUCGCAGACGCUACUAAAUCACCAGUUCGGAACCUCAACCACCUUGCGCUAUCCUUCAACGCCCUGGCGGAAUGGACCGAUAUUGAUCAUCUAGUGCACUGGUGUCCGCACCUCGAAUCAUUGAAGCUCACCGGGAACCCCCUCAUGGAAGGGACUCAACCUGGAAAGAACACACGACAACUGACCAUUGCGAGAAUUGCAACGUUGCAGACACUUGAUGCAGCUGGGAUCUCAUCGAGAGAGCGCACCGAUAGCGAACUUUAUUACCUUUCCUAUAUCACCAAACACGGCCCCUCAGAUGAAAGCGCCAGAUGCUUAGAACACCCACGCUGGAAAGAGCUAUGCGAAAAAUACGGAAAGCCCGACGAACAAGCGUCAUCUAGUAAAAACAAACGUGAUACCCUUGGGAACCGCCUCCUUCGCAUCAACAUCUUUCGAUGUUCGCGAUCGACCUCAAUUCACUCUUCUACGAACGCCAAAACCGGGCCCAACUCCGAUCUCAAUCUCUCUGAGCCUACAGCAUUGCGCGUCCUGCCAUCUAUGUCUAUGCGCGCCUUCCAUCUCAAGGUUGCCAAAUCUUUCAAACUUCCCAAGGGCACACAAGCUCUCAAAGUGUGGUUGAAAAUGCCAGAUGAUGCAUUGAUUGAACUUCCGUCUGAAGACGAUACUCAUGAUUUGUCGUGGUGGGGCAUUGAGGACGGCUCUGGAGUUAUACUGAAAGAAAUCCACGACUGAGUCUUCUGAAGUAUGAGGAAGGAUGUUGUUUAUGCAUAUGUAUUAUUCCAUGUACAAUUGUAAGUACAACCGCUAUACAGGAACGCGCGCAUAUAUCAUGAUGGAAGGCGAG
Molecule: messenger RNA, 2080 nt
Organism: Somion occarium
Lineage: Eukaryota; Fungi; Basidiomycota; Agaricomycetes; Polyporales; Cerrenaceae
Source: the annotation of a GenBank genome assembly